Messenger RNA from Selaginella moellendorffii, 1759 nucleotides. RefSeq names its product CBL-interacting protein kinase 23. NCBI's taxonomy places the organism in Eukaryota, Viridiplantae, Streptophyta, Lycopodiopsida, Selaginellales, Selaginellaceae. Gene Ontology annotation, molecular function: protein kinase activity; ATP binding. Bases 189 to 1529 code for a protein of 446 amino acids. Gene Ontology annotation, biological process: protein phosphorylation; signal transduction. The transcript is spliced from 14 exons. The record is from RefSeq and is a predicted model, not a curated record.
CCUUGAUUGACCCUUCUCUCCCCUUUUGGUUGUCUCAAAGAGUGGCGCAAUGGUGAAGUCUGUGGGGAAGAAAUCCAGGGUGAGGCGGCCGUGCUCCAGGAAGCGACCCAAGGAUUCUAGUUAGAUUUCGCGUUCGCGGCGCUCGAUUCCUCUUCUUCUCCUCGAUUUUGGGGGAAAUUUUUCUAGCUAUGGGCACUCCCAGCGGCAUCCAGACCCGCGUGGGGAAGUAUGAGCUGGGGAAAACGGUCGGCGAGGGUACGUUCGCCAAGGUCCGGCGGGCGACGAAUCUGGAGACUGGCGAGCAAGUCGCGAUUAAAAUUCUCGACAAGGAGAAGGUCAUGAGGCACAAAAUGGUCGAACAGCUCAAGCGGGAGAUUUCAACCAUGAAGCUAGUGAAGCAUCCAAAUAUCGUCCAGCUCCAUGAGGUUCUAGCCAGCAAGACUAAAGUUUACAUCGUUCUAGAGUAUGUCACCGGGGGAGAACUCUUUAACAAGAUUGUGAAACAAGUCCGAAUGAAAGAAGAAGAUGCGAGGAGGUAUUUCCAGCAGCUCAUCAAUGCCGUGGACUAUUGUCACAGCCGGGGUGUGUAUCAUCGCGACUUAAAGCCGGAGAAUUUGCUGUUGGAUACGAAUGGAAACUUGAAAAUCUCUGAUUUUGGGUUGAGUGCGCUUCCACAGCACCUUCGGCCCGACGGCCUACUUCAUACUACUUGUGGCACUCCAAACUACGUUGCCCCUGAAGUUAUAAACAACAAGGGGUACGAUGGGGCCACUGCGGACUUGUGGUCGUGUGGUGUUAUUCUUUAUGUACUGAUGGCUGGCUUUUUACCCUUCGACGAGUCCAACUUGAUGAAUUUGUACAAAAAGAUUUUUCGUGCGGAUUUCAAGUACCCAAAGUGGUUCAGCAGUGGAGCAAAAAACUUGAUAUCUAGAAUUCUCCAUCCAAAUCCAAAAUCCCGUAUCAAGAUUCCUGAAAUUCUCGAAAACGAGUGGUUCAAGACGGACUACAAGCCAGCAAAAUUUCUCGAGGAAGAUGCUGCUCAUCUGAAAGAUAUCGAAGACGUUUUCAAUGAGGAGCAUCUCGUCAAAGAAGAGAAGAGAGAGCUGAAAAGGCAGGAGUCAAAGCCAGUGCUAAUGAACGCUUUCGAGCUGCUGUCGAUGUCGUCGGGCCUCGAUCUGUCGGGUCUUUUUGAGAAACAAAAGGAGCCUGUCAAGCGGGAGUCUCGAUUUGCUUCCGUCUGCCCAGCGAAUCAGAUAAUAUCAAAGAUUGAAGAGGCUGCGCGACCUCUCGGGUUUGAUGUUCGCAAACAAGACUACAAGAUGAAGCUGCUUGGAUCGAAGUCUGGAAGGAAGGGGCAGCUCUCAGUAGCGACGGAGGUGUUUGAAGUGGCACCCUCGCUUUUCAUGGUUGAGAUGAGGAAAGCGGGAGGAGACACACUAGAAUACACAGCGUUCCACAAGGAUUUGUACGUCGGGUUGGAAGAUAUUGUUUGGAAGAACGAGCUGGAAGUGGAAAGAGGAGAAAGAUAAAACUAGGACGCGAACGGUCACGAUUUCCCAUCCUAUAUUCAACGAGGAAGAAAAACAAUCACUCACCUGGAAGAUCGAGAGCUGGCGGCGCGCCAUCUCUUCCCCGAGCACACCGAAAGAGAAGAGAAUCGUCGCUUUGACAUUGUUUCGAUUCAUACAAGACCGAAAUUUAAGUGUAAAUUUUAAAUGUGUGAAUAUUUAACCUAAAUAAUAAUAAUUUAAAACUUAUA